This is a messenger RNA of Ciona intestinalis (vase tunicate), 1819 nucleotides long. Lineage: Eukaryota; Metazoa; Chordata; Ascidiacea; Phlebobranchia; Cionidae. The record is from RefSeq and is a predicted model, not a curated record.
AUGACCCACCGGGAAAAACCACCUGUCGGGGUUUUACGUUUUUAACUGUGUUGUGUAAUAAGUAAAUCGGUAUACAACUAAUAUCUGUGUAUUUGUAUAAUACGCGGAAGAAAAACGCAAAUAGAUCUGUUGCUAAAACUGAGGUUAUUGGAGCAAUAAAUGUCGAAGUUACGGGAAACUGCUGCUCUGUUUCUUGGAGCAAUCCCAGUUUUCUUGGGAUAUGAAACGUGGAAAGGAGAUGAGAAAUUCUACUCUAAUAUAUUGAUGCCAGCGAUCCACAACUGUUUUAGUCCUGAAACUGCUCACAACCUAGCAAUAAAACUACUUUCAUUGGGUUUGGUGCCGAAAGGGAAAAAUGAGCAGUAUGAUAAACUAUCCUGCAAAGUGUUUGGACAAACCUUCUCAAAUCCACUCGGUAUUGCAGCUGGGUUUGAUAAACAUGCUGAAGCAAUUGAUGGAUUAAAUAAGCUUGGUUUCGGAUUUGUUGAAGUCGGAAGUAUAACUCCCCUGCCACAAGAAGGCAAUGCAAAACCAAGGGUGUUUCGCUUACCAGAGGAUAAAGUGGUUAUUAACAGGUACGGCUUUAAUAGCUGUGGUCAUGAUGCUGCUGCUGCGAGAUUAGACAAGCUUACAAAAGGUACAAUUGUGCUGGGUGUGAAUCUGGGAAAAAAUAAAGAAUCCACUGAUUUUACAAAAGAUUACACAGAUGGUGUUACUAAGCUGGGAAAAUAUGCUGAUUAUAUCGUUAUUAAUGUUUCAAGUCCAAACACCCCAGGUUUAAGGUCUUUGCAAGGCAGGCAAAACCUACAGGAUUUGUGCACAAAUGUUGUGACUGUGAAGGAGGGUCUACCAAACAAGCCAUCCAUAUUGGUUAAAAUUGCUCCUGAUUUAACAGAAGAUGAUAAACAAGAUAUUGCUUAUGCUUUGCUGCAGAGUAAAGUUGACGGUUUGAUCGUAAGCAACACAACAGUAGCAAGACCCAGUACACUGGUGAACUCACAUAAGUCCGAACGUGGUGGAUUAAGUGGUAAACCACUUUGUGAAGUGAGCACAAAACUAGUUGCUGAUAUGUACAAGCUUACUGAUGGCAAACUGCCCAUCAUCGGUGUUGGUGGUAUAUGGAAUGGUAAAGAUGCUUAUGAUAAAAUCAAAGCUGGUGCAUCCUUGAUACAAAUAUAUACCUCAUUAAUAUAUGAAGGGCCUCCCUUAGUUGGAAAAAUAAAAAGAGAACUAAAUCAACUUUUAGAAAAAGAUGGGUUUACUAAUGUAGCUGAAGCUGUUGGGGCAGACCAUAAGUGAUACUGCCGUGUAUUCUCUAUGUCUAUACAAUCGUAGUAUAUUGUACAUCGCCCCAAAAGAAUAUAUAGUAGGUCGGGGGAAGAUGGGACACCUUUUGAUUCUAUUUUCUCGUCCCAUUCGGUAGUAAACAAAGAUCCUACAAACAAUUUAAAACCGUAUCCUCACGACUCUCAAAGACCGUUGUUAAUUGUUUAAAACACGAUCAGUAUAUUUGGACAUUAUGUGCUAAAGGUGUCCCAUCUUCCCCCACCCUACUAAAUAGCACAGUGCUUCUCCACCCCUGCGUUAAAUUUUGAUCAUUUGAUUUGGUUAAGUCUUCUACAGUAGCUACCAAUGAUUUAAUGGCUUAAAUAACAAUGUAAUUCUAUUAAAGAUUGGUAUUAGCAUGUGCAAUAUAUUUGGGUAGCACGAAAAAGGGUAAGAAGCACCGCCCUGCUCGAAUUUCGUUUUUUUUAACGCAACAAUCAUUUAGUGCCAAAACCUAGAUAGAAUAAAUCAAACAUUUUUCUUUCACAGUUUA